Rotaria socialis is the source of this 753-nucleotide messenger RNA. The record is from the annotation of a GenBank genome assembly. Lineage: Eukaryota; Metazoa; Rotifera; Eurotatoria; Philodinida; Philodinidae.
AUGGCAUCAAAUAGUGAAGAAGACGAACGUGAACUUAAUGUAUGUGAUGAUGAUCAUGAUAUGAUUUCAAGUGAAACAAAAACUGAAGGUUCAUCAUUAAUAUUCGAUCGUCAUAAUAAAGAAAAUCGUCAUGAAUUACCUUCACUUUUUCCACCGAUGAAUUAUCCGCAUAUGCUUCCAUUACUUCAACCUCCGAUGAAAUCCAAUGGAUUGUUUCUUCCUAGUUUCUUUCCUUAUUCAUCACUCACGCCGUCGACUACAGAUCGAGCUUCAUCAUCAUCAUCUUCAUCAACAACAAGUCGUCGACGACAUCGUAAUUCAUCGGCAACACUCAAUGAAAGUGGUUCAAUGGGUGAUGAUUUAACAGAUUUACGUUUGAAAAUUAACUCACGUGAACGUCGACGCAUGCAUGAUUUAAAUUCAGCAUUGGAUAGUUUACGUGAAGUUAUUCCCUAUGCAAAGAAUCCAUCGGUACGUAAAUUAUCAAAAAUGGCAACAUUAUUAUUAGCAAGAAAUUAUAUUAUUAUGUUAACAAAAUCACUCGAUGAUAUGAGACAGCAUAUAGCAACAUGUUAUCAAAAUAAAUCUGAACAAGAUAAAUCUCAAAGUGUAUGUCCGAAAGCUCAACAUAAUUUACCGUGUUUUUGUUCAAUUUGUUUAACAUCAAAUACGAAUAUUGAACAAGAACGCCAGCAAACAUUUCCUUCGAUCAUAUCAUUUGUACCAACAUUAUCAUCCAAAACAAAAAAAUAA